This is a messenger RNA of Cyclopterus lumpus (lumpfish), 5127 nucleotides long. RefSeq names its product LIM domain kinase 1a (gene limk1a). The record is from RefSeq and is a predicted model, not a curated record. Gene Ontology annotation, molecular function: protein binding; protein serine/threonine kinase activity; ATP binding. Lineage: Eukaryota; Metazoa; Chordata; Actinopteri; Perciformes; Cyclopteridae. The coding region runs from base 196 to 2196 and encodes 666 amino acids. Gene Ontology annotation, biological process: positive regulation of stress fiber assembly; protein phosphorylation; actin cytoskeleton organization. Gene Ontology annotation, cellular component: neuron projection; nucleus; cytoplasm. The transcript is spliced from 16 exons.
AUUGGUCAGCAGCUCUCUUGAAUGAAGCGCCGCAGAAGCGCGCAUGCAGCCAGGAGGAAGCCGUGUGGGCCGCUGCAGGGAGGGACCGAAGCACAGCAACACGACCGCUGGGCGGGCUGCGGUGGUGGUCGGACACCGGUUAUCUGUCGACCUGAGGCGGCUGGCUCUCUUCCGGAGCUCGGUGUCGGAGAGUAAAUGAGGUUGAUGCUGCUCUGCUGCACCUGGAAGGACGAACGCAUGGGAGAGGAGGAAGCCGGAGGAAGUUUGCCCGUCUGUGCGGGAUGCAAACAGAGGAUCCACGAUGAGCAGUACCUUCAGGCCCUCAACGCUGACUGGCACACCGUCUGCUUCAGGUGCUGUGAGUGCAGUGCUUCGCUGUCACACUGGUAUUAUGAAAAAGAUGGACGGCUUUUCUGCAAGAAGGACUACUGGGCCAAAUUCGGGGAGCUGUGCCACGGCUGCACUGACCCAAUCACCACCGGCCUCAUCAUGGUUGCAGGAGAACAGAAAUAUCACCCAGAAUGCUUCACCUGUCUGAACUGCAGGACAUUUAUCGGUGAUGGCGACACAUACGCUCUGGUGGAGAGAUCCAAACUCUACUGCGGCCCCUGUUACUACGAGACCAUCGUCACACCGGUGUCUCCGCCAUGCUCACGGAUCCCUCACACGGUCACACUUGUGUCCAUCCCAGCAUCCGCCGAGGGGAACAACGGACGCAGAGGACGAGGUUUCUCUGUGGCCAUCGACCAGCCGCUCAGCCCGACCAACGGCUACAGUCCUGAUGGACACACUGUCAGAGUCUCCCAGGUGGAACCAGACUGCAUCAGUCCAGAUGUGAAAAACUCCAUUCAUGUUGGAGAUAGGAUCCUUGAAAUCAACGGGACGCCUAUUAACAAUGUCCCUCUGGAUGAGAUCGACCUGCUCAUCCAGGAGACGAGCCGGCUGCUGCAGCUCACUAUCGAGCACGACCCUCACAGUCAGGAGGGAGGCUCAUCAGAGGCUGAAGAGCAAGUGGACGGCCCCCUGUCCACCCCGCUGUCAGGGUGCCCCAUCCUGCCCAUCACACAGCCCCCCAACAUCGACAUCAACAGCCUGAGAUCCCGUAUCAUCACGAGGAGCUACAGCAUUGAUAAGUCACCAGGCUCCAGCAAUGCAGCGUCCCCCAUCUCCCAGAGGAAGGACAUCAAUCGGUCAGAGUCACUCCGCGUCGUGUCCAAUCAGACGCAUCGCAUCUUCCGCCCAUCCGACCUCAUCCAUGGAGAGGUGCUGGGGAAAGGCUGCUUUGGACAGGCCAUCAAGGUGACCCACAAGGAAACUGGGGAGGUGAUGGUGAUGAAGGAGUUGAUUCGCUUUGAUGAUGAGACACAGAGAACAUUCCUGAAAGAGGUGAAGGUCAUGCGUUGCCUUGAUCAUCCCAACGUGCUCAAGUUCAUUGGAGUCCUCUACAAGGACAAGAGGCUCAACUUCAUUGCAGAGUACAUAAAGGGAGGCACCUUGAGAGAAAUCAUCAAGAAAAUGGACAGCAACUAUCCCUGGAACCAGCGGGUCAGUUUUGCCAAGGACAUAGCUGCUGGAAUGACAUAUCUGCAUUCCAUGAACAUGAUCCACCGGGACCUGAACUCACACAACUGUCUAGUCCGAGAGAACAACACAGUGGUAGUGGCCGACUUCGGGCUGGCUCGGCUCAUGGUGGACGACAAGCACGAGGAGAAGUUGUCGCAGGGUAAACUGCCCGGCCUCAAGAAGCACGACCGCAGAAAGAGGUACACCGUUGUGGGAAACCCCUACUGGAUGGCUCCUGAGAUGAUCCACGGGAAGAGCUACGAUGAGAGAGUAGACAUCUUUUCUUUUGGUAUCAUGCUCUGCGAGAUAAUUGGCAGGGUGAACGCAGACCCCGACUACCUCCCCAGAGCGAUGGACUUCGGACUGAACGUGUCUGGUUUCCUGGAGCACUUCUGUCCUCCUAAUUGUCCUCCUGCCUUCUUCCCCAUGGCUGCUGUGUGCUGUGACCUGGAUGCAGACAAACGGCCAGCUUUCUCCAGACUUGAGGAGUGGCUGGAGAACCUGAAGAUGCACUUGGACAUUGGUCUACCGCUGGUGUCUGAAGUGGACCAGCUGCACAAGGCCUUCUGGGAGAACCACAGCAUCCCGCGCCCUGAAAACGGCCUGCACAGCCACCCCGAACAGCCGGAGUAAGGCUUAACACGACUGGAGGAGUGGGAAGUCGGAGUAACCCCCACAUGGGCAGCGAUCGCCUGCCUCACGGCGGGGCAAAGACUGGAGGAGUCGUGUAUAUACUCCACCACGUUUGAAGCUGCGGGCGUAGGCUUGCUCAAGCCUAACAAGACUCAGGGGGAAAACGUGGAUCUGAAAGGCCACCUGCUCAAGACGCACGCACAUUCAAAGUCAAAUCAAGAGACAUUAACUACAGAAGCUGGAUUCUGCUGCACCCGAAGCUAACGUGGAAGAUGUCAUAUGCAAUCAGACCCAACUUUCAAAUCAUGACUCAACUUCUUGAAUCAUGUAGAUUUCACAUUAGCGGUGAUACCGUUCAAAGAUACUUUGUGUAAAUUCAUAUGGACGUCAAAGUAGACAAACCUUCAGCCUCCUCACUUUGGGCCGCUGCAUUGUGCAGUACUGUACAUGUUUGCAGGUGUUUCUGUGUGAGUUUGGUUUGAUUUUGCUUUUGGUUCAGAUAUCAAAACUGAACUUAGGAAAAAUGCCAAGGAGAGGGGCCCACCUGUCGUUUAAGACUGUAAAGGUCGAGAUCGACUAGCUCACCACUUGUACAAGUCAAAGACAACAUUUCAAGCUUUAAAUAAUUCACUGAAGAAUGCACGAGUGUAGAUAAUGCUAUCAGGUCAUAUCCUGGUUCAUCGUGUCCUUCUCACCUCAUUUGGUCAUAAACUAUGAGACCUACAUGCGACUGUGGCCCCUCCCCCUCAUUUAUUGUGUCGCACUGACUUUACAUUGAAAUCUUUUGCUUAAAUUCGGUACGUUGUCUCUCAAUUUAAAGAGCUGUCAGCGCAUCUAAUUCAUAUUGUCGUGGCAUCUUAUACAUUCAAACACAGACCAGUGUACAUUGUAAAUGUUUUAAAUAUUGUAAAUGUACAGACAUAUUUUGUAUACGUAUGCUACAUUGCCAUAUUUUUAUUGGCCAACUAGUUGAAAUUAUGGAGAGGGCGCAGAUGAAAGCUUUAUUCUUUUUGUUUUUUCUACAUUGUUGCUACUGUGGCCGUUUAGAGGCUUUUAGCAUUUGAGAUAAGAGGAAUCUUAUCACCACAAAAUAUCCCUUACCCUCAGUUUAAGCUCAGUAAAUGUUAUAGUCUGUCAUCCACAAAGUGUUUUUCAUGUGCUGUAGUAAAUUUAAUUGUAAUGCUGGAUUAUUAAAUCAAAUCAAACUUGCUGAUGUAAAUCUGCAUAUUAUCAUCGACUCUAAUAAGAUGUGAUUUUAGACUUUUAAGGGCAAUCAAAUGUUACUCACUUACUGACUCUCGUCUCAUUUACUGUAAAGUCGUUCAGGUGUGAUGAGGUACUGCCUCAUCAUGUCAGCUGUCUGGCAACAUAUUUGUCCUUCCUCCUGUUGAUGACCCACUGUGUGUAUACAUGUACAUUUCAGCUGUAAAUAUCACUGUAUAUAUGCAUAUGUCUGUGCAUAUGUCUGUGCAUCUGUCUGCGUGCAUUGCAUAAAUAUGUGCACUCCUCAGAAAUCAUUUCUCCCACUGUUAGAUAUCUCUCUUGCACCUUCUAUCAAUAAUGAUCUUUUGAUUUUUUCCUUGCUGUUGUUUUCUCAAACUGCAUGAUGUACUCGCUCUGCCCAACUCCUAAACCAAGCUACUUUUUGUCUCUCAAUGAUGUGAUUUUAAAUAAGAAAACAAAGAGUGAAAGACAAAACAAGCUAGCAAAGAAAGUCAAGCUAAAAAGGAUAUAUAUAUAGCCACUGAAAUCUUUUUGUAUAGUUUUGAGUACUUUAAUUUGCACUAUAUUACCAAAUGGCUGGUUGAAGCCAUGUUUGUUCAUUUCCUCUCUUGGGCUACUUGUGAGAAGAAAAUAAAUGAUGUCGGUUCAGGUAUAUAUAUGAAUGCAAGACACUGAUAGAGCCUUUCAACUGUAAAAAUGGGAUCUGGGAAAUGCAUCCUCUUGAUAGCGAACGGUUUCUGAUUAUUUACAUGCAUUUUGUUGUGUUCAACAUUAAAGUUGGAAAGCACUAUGGGAAGCAUUACUAUAUUUUACUUUUCAAGCUUUGGCACCAAAAUGUCUUUGCUACCAAGAGGAUGUGUCGUCCCAGCUCUGCCUGCUGCCUACAGACUGGUACUUUGCGAAUGAUGUUCUGUGUUUUUUCUGACUGCUUGGUUUUGUGUGUGAUGCCCACAGAGGCUGUAACCACUGCUGGUCUUUCUGAUAUAAUAGCACUUAAACUGGCCUGUCUCACCGCUCACCUCCUCGUCACACUCCUUUGGCUCAGGGCCGUACUUUUCUGGAUUUUUCUUAGUAAUUCAGUUAACUCCGCAGCCUAAUAGGAGAGCACGAUUCAUCACGUAACCGUGAGACUCACAGAGCAUGUAACCUUCUGUCAAUGUAAAGGCUGGGACACAACAUAUGCUUCUGUAAAGCCCCUGCUGGUUGAUGUGUUCGUCCGUGGGCCUGCACUGUACACAAGAUAGUUUGCCAUGUUUCUGUUCUGUCAAGCAUGUUGGGCGUGUCUGUGGGGACGUGUUGAGGAUCCAUGAGAAUGUUGCCGCAGCAAUUCUUUGCAAAGGAUCGUUACCUCUGAACAAUGCUGUGCCUUUGAUGUAAGCUAGCCUUGCCAACGACUCGAAAACGUCAACUGAUUUCCUUUUUUUAUGUAUCAUAAGUGCAAGCCUGAUUUAAGUGGAUUGAAUAUAAUUGCUGAUACAAUGUUGUAUGAGAUCUCAUCUUGUUCUGUAUCCUAUUUAUGUUUUCCAGAUCCCCAUUGUUAGUUUUGAUAUUUUAACAUUUCGUUGUUUUUGGUCUUAUUUAAUUUUUUUUACACAAGCUGUGAAAACAAUUCUGCACUUUAUUCCUGAACGUGAACAUUUAGAGGAGGCGACUGUUGUUUUCCCCUUUUUUCACAGCUACAAAUAAAACUGUUGCUUCUAAAACAAA